Messenger RNA from Musa acuminata AAA Group (dessert banana), 2399 nucleotides. Its product is annotated as protein DETOXIFICATION 49. The record is from RefSeq and is a predicted model, not a curated record. The transcript has a single exon. The coding region runs from base 587 to 2206 and encodes 539 amino acids. Lineage: Eukaryota; Viridiplantae; Streptophyta; Magnoliopsida; Zingiberales; Musaceae. Gene Ontology annotation, cellular component: membrane. Gene Ontology annotation, molecular function: xenobiotic transmembrane transporter activity; antiporter activity. Gene Ontology annotation, biological process: xenobiotic detoxification by transmembrane export across the plasma membrane.
UGAGUGGGAAGUCUACAUUGACAGCGGCUGCCAUCUCUCGUCCGCGUGGUGUGCAGAGUGUGAAGAAAGGUCAAAACUGGCGAACUUAACGCACGCUUCAAAACUCGAUCGAAUACCCACCAAAGAAAAGUCAAAACAUAUUCUCCGGAAUUCUUCCCCCCUGGAAGCGCAUCCCGCUAUGAGCCCCGUACGCGGGUGCGCCGACGCAACCAAGAAAGCGGCAGAAGAACCGUCCCGUUUUUGGGCGUUGCUUGUUGCUCCCGUAGUGGCCAUCGAUUGACGUGAAACAAGUCGUCUCCCGCUAUAUAUACCCCCUCACACCAUGUCUCACUUCCCCAUUGGCUCUUCUGCACCAAAAUUAGAGGCAUUCCGAACCAAAAUCCCCCUCCCACAGCUUAUUCGCUGUGCCUGCUGCUGUAUGCAGGCCCGGCAACGUCUCCCUUGUCGCUCUACUCCAGAGACGAGACGACAAACAUCGUCUAUUAGCCUCUUCCCUUCUUCUCCUUUUCUCAGCCUGCACGCAACAGUGUCCGUUUUGUUCCUCUCCUUGUAACUUGGUUGCAUCAAACUAGUUAAAGAGCCGACCAUGUUCGUGCCUGACAACCCCAGCUCUGCUUCGCCGUACCGAUGCGACCACCACCAUAAUCCUCAUGGCUUCCUCACAUUCCCCUUUGUCGUCGACGUCCAAAAGCCGCUGACCACCGUGCCGCCGGUCCUACAGCCGAAGCCCCCGAAUUCCGUAACGUUGGCUCUUAUAGAAGCCAAGUCCAUUCUGAGCUUGGCCUUGCCGAUGGUCCUCACCGGCCUGCUCCUCUAUUCCCGGUCCAUGAUCUCCAUGCUGUUUCUUGGUCGCCUCGGCGACCUGCCGCUCGCCGGAGGCGCCCUCGCCAUCGGGUUCGCCAACAUCACCGGCUAUUCCGUCCUCUCGGGGCUCGCCAUGGGCAUGGAGCCCAUAUGCGGGCAGGCCUUCGGCGCGCAGCGCCACCGCCUCCUCGGCCUGGCGCUCCAUCGCACCGUCCUCCUCCUCCUCUUCGCCUCCCUCCCCAUCGCACUCCUCUGGUUCUACAUCCGCCCCAUCCUCCUCCUCCUCGGCCAAGACCCGGCGCUGGCCGCCGCCGCCAGCGCUUACCUCCACGCCUCCCUCCCCGACCUCCUCCUCCAGUCCUUCCUCCAUCCCCUUCGCAUCUACCUCCGCACCCAGUCCAUCACUCUCCCUCUCACCGCAUGCGCCGCGAUCUCCGUCGCCCUCCACCUGCCCAUCAGUUACCUCUUGGUCUCCGUCCUUCGCCUCGGCAUCGGCGGCGUGGCGCUAGCCUCUGUUUGGACCAACGUCAAUCUCGUACUCUUCCUCGUAGCUUAUAUCUAUCUCUCGGACCUCCAUCGCAGCACCGGUGGGCUUUCCUUCUCCACCGAGUGCUUCAGAGACUGGAGACCCCUCCUCAACCUGGCCGUGCCCAGCUGCGUCUCUGUGUGCUUGGAGUGGUGGUGGUACGAGAUCAUGAUCAUCCUGUGCGGCCUUCUCUUGAACCCGCAGGCCACCGUUGCCUCCAUGGGCAUUCUCAUCCAGACUACCUCUCUCAUUUACAUUUUCCCUUCCUCGCUCAGCUUCGGCGUCUCGACUCGUGUCGGCAACGAGCUCGGUGCAAACCGACCCGACCGAGCAAGAAGAGCCGCCACCGUCGGCCUGUCAUGCAGCUUCGCUCUCGGCCUCUUCGCCUUCUGCUUCUCCGUCUCGGUGCGCCACGCGUGGGCCACAAUGUUCACCACCGACUCAGCGAUCCUCGGGCUCACCUCCUCCGUGCUGCCGAUCCUCGGCCUGUGCGAGUUCGGGAACUGCCCGCAGACCACCGGGUGCGGGGUGCUGCGAGGCAGCGCCCGGCCAAGGGUCGGCGCCAACGUGAACCUGGGUUCCUUCUACGCCGUCGGGAUGCCGGUCGCCGUCGGGCUCACAUUUUUCACCGGGCUCGACUUCAAAGGGCUCUGGCUCGGGCUGCUGGCGGCGCAGACCACAUGCGUCCUGCUAAUGCUCUUAGUCAUCAAGAGGACCGAUUGGAUCACGCAGGCGGAGCGGGCGCAGCAGCUCACCGGCGCGGCCAGCGGUGCAGUCAACGACGCGUUGCCGUCGCCGCCGCAGAAGGGCAUGCCCGUGGAUCACGUCGAUGAGACUGGCAGCCUGAUUAUAAAGAUUGAGCAGCCAAGUUCGUAGCAUGAAGCGCUCAUUAUUUUUGCACUUAGUUUCAAUCCUUUGGGUUCACAGUUUUAGGACACAUACAAGCACAACAUUUUUUAUUCUAUUUUUCUGAUUCAUCUAUUUCUUUUCUUUUCCGUCUUACUAAUAGUGGGCGGUUGGCCUGUAAAAUAAUCGUAUCAGGAAGGAAAGAACAAUUUGGGUUGUGCUA